Molecule: messenger RNA, 2302 nt
Organism: Trichobilharzia regenti
Lineage: Eukaryota; Metazoa; Platyhelminthes; Trematoda; Strigeidida; Schistosomatidae
Source: the annotation of a GenBank genome assembly
GAUAUUGGAUAUUGGAUAUCUAAUAAUGGAGCGGUGUCCAACCUCAAGGGCGAUCCUCGACGUUGGUGGAACGGCUUCCUCAGAGUACGCUGGUUAUGCAGGUUACUGGCUGUGCAAAUGUCAUGGAUCAUCCUAAUUCAAGUAAUGACAUAGACUUAAGUGAAUUCCCUUUCUUUCAUAUGUCUGAUGACGAAAUACCGAUAACUGACGAAGGACGUGAUGCUGCGAAAUGUGGAUCACUACUAAGUUUCAACAUGUUCGGGACAUGUUCCUUAAAAAAUGUCAAACAUAUUAUUCGCCAGAAUCGAUGCUUAAAACCGUUAAGACUUCAUCUAUUAAAACACGUUCUAAAUUUGUGUAGAAAUGCUGGUCUAGAACCAUUCGUUUAUGGUGGUACAGCUCUUUCCGUAUUCCGUGAAAACGGUAAAUUCAUACCCCACGAUACAGAUAUUGACUUAGGGAUAUUAGAAUUCGAUUCUAAUGGUUUUGGUAUAUACACUAUACUAAUGCAUUAUUGCCUUAAAAACCGUAUAAGCAUUUAUGGAAUAGGCAACGUGGAUGACUCUAUUCUUCUGAAUCCAGAUUCUGAUGUGUAUAUUGAUUUUUCAGCGAGCAUCAGUAAACGUGUGUGGCUUAAAGCUAAAGAAUACAAUGUAGUAGAAAGCAUUGAAGAAUUCCCGUAUGAUGGUGUUGACUGUAAGCGAAUAAAAUUUUUCUUCACUAGUAAUGGUUUGCUGAAAGCUUGUGAAUUGUUAAAAAUGAACUUAAGAACUGCUAGACAUGUUCUUUCUGAUCCCUGUUUGGCGCAUGUUGAUUUGUUCACCUUAUCUCAUGUAGACUCAUCAGAAGAAGAAAAAGGAUUGGAAGUCUUAAGAGUAAAUUGGAAUUUACCCGGUAUAUAUGACUGUAAGAGAAAGUUGUUUCCAUACAAUUCAUUUUUCCCUUUAAAACAAUGUAAAUUUGAAGACGUAGACUUGUUGGCACCAUAUGAUUUGAAAACAUAUUUAAGUAUAGAAUAUGGUUAUUUAGGACGGGAUGCUGUGUACAGCCCCAGAGAACAAUUAUAUGUAAAAAUUCCUGCAAAUUAUUCCACACGCCUGCCAUCUCACAUGGUGUGAAUUAUGGUGACUUCAUUCAAGAACUGUUUUGUUCUAUGCAUUUUGCUUCUUUCAUAUAUCACAGUUUCUCAGAAUUAUUUAACUGUUAGAGUUUUGUAUAACUUGCUUUCCACUGCAUAAUAUUUUUUGUACAGCAUUUGUUACGUACAUUUUGUUUUAUAAUAAAACUGCUCUUAAAUCAGAUUUGAAUUAAUUUUUCAUAACACAAUAGACACGUGCGUAUGUAUGUACAAGUACCAAAUGAUGAGACAUCUUUUGUUGUGAACUGUUUGCUAAUGAGAUUUGAAAUAUUAAGGUUUUUCAAUAAGUAACUAGAUUACAUGGUGAUAACCGUCCAAGGUUUUUGGUUUUUGGCUGUUUAUUAGCCAAGUUUCUAUUGGUGCGAAGGAAACGGUAAAUUUUUCGUUAUGAAACAGAUAUGGAUUUUGCGAUGUCGCUGCUCAUUGCCCAACUAUUAUUACUAUGAUAUUUUCCACUUCUUGCGUUCUUAGUGAAACAUAAGCUUUCAAGCUUUCGAAGUUCCAGUAGCAGUGAUGUUGCUAGUCUCACUCGCAACCUUUUUCUCACUUCUGGCUUAUUAACUAAGGGGGUUUGGAAGUACAGUAGCAGUGAAUUGAAUCCGGACCGGCCGGCAUUCUACCAUCAGACCAUUGACGCAGGCAUUUAAGAAUUAUAUUCUACAAGCGAACAACUUUCCUUUUGGAUUACCCUUCGUUAAUAUUUUCUCAGUUAUAACACAAUGUGUUUUGAGGUAGUGAUAACUCUUAGAUUGUUUGUAAUGUACCAAGUGUAUAGUAUUAGCGACGUCUCAUUAUACUCUGUUCGUAAUAUGUAUCACUAGCGCAUUAUGGUAAAUGUGUAUGCGAAAUUUCGAAUCAUUACCACAUAUGAAUGUGCCUAUAAGUCGAUGAACUCUUUGAAAAGGAUUUGAACUGUUUUCUAGGAAGGUUUGGGGAAAUUCCUGAAAUUUUUGUAGGAUCUGAAUACUGAUGCUACAUAAAUCAUGAAAUCUUGUAACAAAUCAUCCUAAACAUUACUCCUUAUUUGUCAGAAAUAAAUGACAGCGUAAGAUUUGUAUAACUGCUUUUUAUAUACUUUUUUGCAUGCUCGUUUAACUAUUCAUCUGUUUGUUUUUUCCUUAACAAAGUUUAUAAACUGGGAGAAUAGCGUUUUAGAAUAAAUAA